CGGGCCCGCCCCCCGGUGGGCCGUGUGGCAGCAGAGGCGCCAUUGGCGGAGCGCGUGUGCGGGCCCGGGAGCGGCGGCAGCGGCCGGAGCCCGGUGAGGCGGCGGCGGAGCUCGGAGGCGGCCCCAGCGCAGGAUUUUUCAUUCCCAAGGAGUGUCCGGAUGGAGGAGGAGGAAAAGCCCCGGAGAUCCCGCCCGAGGAGGGGCUGCAAACCCAGCGCAGGGAGCUGUGAGGAGGAAAGACCCCCCCUGUGCCAGGAGGGCGGCCGGAGAUGCAGGCGGAGCUCAGAGCUCGGGGAGAAGCCUGAUGGAGGGGAGAAGCCCCACAAGUGCCUGGAAUGUGGGAAGGCCUUCAGGUACAGGUCCAACCUGAUCCAGCACCAGUUGAUCCACAGUGGGGAACGGCCCUACGAGUGUGGGGAGUGUGGGGAGAGCUUCAACCACAGCUCCAGUCUGAGCCGGCACAAUAGGAUCCACACUGGGGAACGGCCCUACAAGUGUGGGGAGUGUGGGAAGAGCUUCAGAAACAGCUCCAAUCUCAUCCGGCACCAGGUGAUCCACACUGGGGAAGGGCUCUACACCUGCUUGGAAUGCGGGAACGGCUUUGCAUGGAGCUCCAACCUGCGAAAACACCAGGUGAUCCACACCGGGGAGAGGCUCUAUGAAUGUCCCGAGUGUGGGAAGAGGUUUCAGACCAGCUCCCAUCUCCUCCUACACCAGCGGAUUCACACAGAGGAGAGGCCCUUCCGCUGCCCCGACUGCGGGAAGGGCUUCAAGCAAAACUCCAACCUAAUCAGGCACCGGCGCAUCCAUACCGGGGAGAGGCCCUAUGAGUGUCCCCAGUGUGGGAAGAGCUUCUCACAGAGCUCUCACUUGACCAAACACCAACGGAGGCACCACUAAGGGAAGCCCUGUGAGUGCCCCGAGAGCAGGAAGAGCUCCGUGCGCUGCUCCAGCUCCAUCCCCAGUGGGAGGAUCGGCGUUGGAUGAUCCCCAGUGACCCCCGUUGGGCAGAGCCCUGGUGAUCCGUGGGCCUGGUGAUCCCUGUUGGGAAGACACCUGGCUGGGAUGCUCCACAUCUUCCUGUCUCCCGUGGGCACCUGGAUGAAUGCAGGGGCAGGAACAUCCAUGGGGACACAGACUGACAUUGGGAAUUCUUUGGGGAGAGUGGAUUUGUUGACUUUCAAGCCGAGAAAAUGUUUAGGGUUCAUCGCUCUCUUCUGUGUGAGAGGCGCCGCAGAAGAUCUCGGGAUGUCACGGAAAGUGAUAAGGACCCUUCCCCCUCACUCCCUGCGAUAUGUAAUCAUCUCUGAGGAAUGCAGCCUCCUCUAAACCCAGUAGUUUUCCACUAACUUUCGACCUUCUUACCCCUCUGACGUAGCAAAGCGCCCUUAGGCUAUUUAACCCCACUUUGUAAAGGAAUAAACUCCAUUUUGACCAACUCAUCAUAUUGAUGUGAUCGUCUCGUGGACCGAGGGGCUUGGGCGAGGUCAAGCCGCCGUGCUGUCUCUUGAAACCAGGUCACCUUGCCUUUUAUCAGAAGGCAACACUUCUGGUGGCAUAAAGGAAUACUGAAUGGUCUUGGAGGUCUUUUUCAACCUCAGGGAUUCCACGAUUUUGAUUUCCUAUUUCCCAAGGGUUUGUUCCACAGCCAAAUGGUGAUGGACUUGGGGGAAAGACCAAGAUGUUGGAGAGAGUGGGGUGGAAACCCCUCCAAAAAAGGUUCUUCCCUCACAUCUAAGCAUGUGGAUCCUCAGCCAGCACGGACACAGAAAUCCUUUUCUUUUGGCCUUGGUUUGCUUUUCAUUUCUCUUCAUCUCUUUAAAAUAUCCAACAGUAGGGUAAAAAUAAAGACAUUGAGUUAAUGCAUGGGUGGGGACGGGGGGAUAAAACAUGAAGAAUGACAUGAGGACACAUGGACAUUGAGAGGGACGUGGCCAUUCAUGGAGACAUGGAGGGACACAGGCACAGAUGGAGAUGUGGGGGACAGUGACAAGGAUGGAAAUGUGGUGGGGAGACAGCCAUGGGUGAGGACAUGGUGGGACAUGGCCAGUGACAUGUGGGGACAUGGCCAUGGCCGGUGCCAUGGGGGGAACUUGCAGGGGCUGUGGGGGAUGCUGGGUUUGAGGGAGUUGAGGGUUCCUGGCAGGGACUUGGGCCUUGCUGAGGGCUUUGGGGACCCCAGGCUCAGCAGCUCCGGCUGCGCUGGGAGACCCUGGCGGAGGUUGUGGGGCAGCUGCUCAAGGAGCCCCUGACCUGGACCUCCCUCUGGGCAUUGGGGUCCUGGAAGGGAAUGAACAUCCUUGUCCCCAGGAGGGAAAUCCCAGCAGCCCCAGGGUGUUGGGGCCAGCUGAGAGGCCCCAACAGGGAGGGGAAAGCCAGACAGAGCUGUCCCUCUCCAAAACUGCACCCCAAAAAUACUAAACUCAGGGAUUCUUCCCAGAAAAUAGCUGCCAGGAGGUGCCUGCAUUAAAUAAAAGGGGGGAUGACACCCUCAGAUUCCAUUGGAAGGAGUUCCAUUCCUCGUUUCUAAUGCUCAGGAUGGAGCCAGGCCAGUUUGGGCUGCAGCAGCUCUGGAGUCUUGGCCAGCCUGGGCACACCCCAUGAGCCUCCUUCUCAAAUUUCCUUGGCGGCUUAGAGGGGUCCCAGUGUGUUUUGGGGUUUGCUGAGUGUCGUGUCUGGGUUCAGGUGCCUCCCAGGGAGUCCCCAUUAUGGGGUGACACGGCUGGGACACAAAAGGGUCCCCAUUCUAAUCCAUCCUGGGGCCUGUUCUGCCCCUCCCCGCCAAUUACAGUCCCUUUCUGACCCAUCCCUUCCAUCCCUUUCCCCACAGCUCCGCAGUUCCUGAUCCAUCCCUUCCAUCCCUUCCCCCACAGCUCCGCAGUUCCUGAUCUAUCCCUUCCAUCCCUUCCCCCACAGCUCCGCAGUUCCUGAUCCAUCCCUUCCAUCCCUUCCCCUCUCGGACAAAGCCGCCAUCCCCGCCUGCUCCCCGAGCCCGCCCCACAGCGCCCCCUGCAGCCGCGGGGGGAUCAUCGCCCCUGCCCCGCCCACCGGGAGCCACCAGCGCCCCUGCCGGCCGUGCCCGGAACUGCACCAAAGGGGAAAGGGCCGCGCUCAGGGAAGUGUUCCUGGCUUCUGCUUCUGGUUGUUAUUGAUGCUGGGCUUGGUGUUGUUUGUUUGCCUGGUUAUACACACCAGUAAAGAACUGCUAUUCCUAUCCCCACACCUCUGCCUGAGAGCCCCUUAAUUUUUAAAAUUAUAAUAAUUCGGAGGGAGCGGGUUUGAAAUCUUAAUUUCGUGGGAGUCUCUGGCAUUUCCCUGGCAUACACCUGUCUUUCAGAUAAACAUAAUGCCAUUCUCUGAAUUAGUUAUCAUAUAAAAGUUAGUAUAUUUCUAAUAUAAAAACAUUUUAGCAUUGCGCAGUCUCUUUUAAUUUUUGCUAAGGUCUGUGAUAUGAAAUCGAUUUAUUACACUACCAUUUCUGUAAGCUACACAGUGCACACAUCAACUGAUAGGUUAUGUUAUACCAAAAAGCAUCUGAAAGGAAUUAUAAAUUGUACCGUAUCAAAAUCCUUGUGAUCAAUAACAAUGUGCAAAAGCUGAGACGUGAAUGUGAAAGCCAAUAUGGUAUUGUCAUUAAUAUUGUCAUGAAUAUUGUCUUUUAUAACCCCAGACUGCUGCCUCUCCUGCAAGGCACCGAGAGGGCUCAUUCACCCCCUGCUCCCAUGUCUCUGCGUGUCCCCAAGUGUCCCUAGAGUGUCCCCAGUGAUGUCAGCCCAAUAAUUUCCAUCAGCAUUUGGGACAGUUUCAAUGAAAAUUCCAGGAAAAUUCCCCAAACUUGUCUCAAAGACCAUGUGGAGAGGGGGGGAGUGGACAAGUGACAUCAGCGAUGUUCCCGAAGAUGUCACUACCACAACGAUGUCACAGCGGUGACAUCACUUUCCUCCCAGAAGCCUCGAGAUGUCCUCGAUGGCUUUUUUGGCACUGCGCGGCCACUGGGGAGCCACCGAGGUCACUAGGGCCACUGGGGUUGUCAUAGGGAAUCACGAGAAGGGUGUGGAUGUCCCCAGUUGUCCCCAGCAGGUGACGCGUGGUCAGGCGGGUGCUGGCCUCCCACAGCCACUCGGUCUCAGCCACUGCGGCCACCAAGGCCUUGGGGACACUGGGGGAUGCCUCCCUUGUCUCCACCAGGGUGGCCUCGAUGUCCCCGAGCCGGCGCAGCAGCUCCCAGAGGAACACGGUGGCUCUGUAACACAUGGACACCAAGUGCCCCAGCAGCCUCAGGGCCAUUUGCCCCUGCUCCCUCCAGGUGCCCUUGGUCCUGCAGUUGUCACGGAGCUUGGUGGCCUCCCCGGCCAGCCGGUCCCAGCUCUCUGUGAGCGCAGCCACUGACUCCUGCCAGGCGCUGACCGUGGCUGUCACAGGGGCAUGGGCCCAGGGGGCCCCUGGGUUGGCCUCGAGGGCGGCCAGGGCCUGGCGCAGGGAGGUGACAUCGUGCUGGCCCAGGGAGGUGACACUGCGGUGGUUCAGGGUGCAGCAGAGGUGCCAGGUGAAUUUCCUCAGCUCUGCACGCAGGGAGUUUGGGAACAUGGUCGGCAGUCUGUCCCAGUCUGGCCUGGUCACGAUGGCCAGCAGCUCACCCAGGGUGGCCACCACUGCCACCACCGCCUCCAGCAGCUGGAGAGGGGACAGGGGAGGUGGCAGGGACCUCGUGACACUUCUGGCCUCCUGGGCUGGCCCCUGUGCCCUCCCGGGGUCCCUUUUGUCCCCUCCCUGGAAGACUCAGCUGUUGCCAGAGAUCAGCCAGAGUCAAGAUAGCACUCAAUAUGAGUUCAAAAUCUUGCUCGUUUAUUCAGCUAUUUGGGUUACAUUUAUACUGUGCUAAUCAUAUCAUGCACCUAACUCUGAACAUCAUUGGUUAAACCACAGUGUUCACACAUCCUUGCAGUAUUCAUGAUCAGCUUAGCAGCUCUGUCCCCAUGGCUGGAUGCUGUGAGCCUUCUCCAACUUAUGGUCAACACAUCCUGUCCAGCAUCCUGUUACAGCUAUUGCUCCAAACUUUACUUCAUUCUUAUCCCAUCUAAAGAACAGUUCAAGGACAUUUCAGCUUCUACUCAUCCUUUAGGCUGAAAGCAGCAUUGUGCACAUGUCCCUGCUUUUCCAGCCAUGCAUCCACAAUUGCCCCGUUUUCUUUUUGCACAAUCCAUACCUGUUCUGUUCCCUUUGCAAACACUCUACGCACACAACAACAAACAACCAACCAAACACACUCCUAAAAUAACCACUAAUAACACAACAAUUCCUGUUUUCACUAAUCCCCUUCUCUACCUAUCAAUGCCUAACCAAUCACAUAAUGACUCCAAUCCAAAGAAUCCUACAUCUUGCUGAAUCUUGUUAACACGUGCUGCAAGUUCUGUAUUUUCUUGUGGAUGGACUCAAAAUGAUCCUCAAAGCCCAUGCAACACUUUCCAUCAAAGUCUUCACAACCAUGCCCAUGAGCUAAUAA
This is a messenger RNA of Prinia subflava (tawny-flanked prinia), 5503 nucleotides long. RefSeq names its product zinc finger protein 239-like. Gene Ontology annotation, molecular function: RNA polymerase II cis-regulatory region sequence-specific DNA binding; DNA-binding transcription factor activity, RNA polymerase II-specific. NCBI's taxonomy places the organism in Eukaryota, Metazoa, Chordata, Aves, Passeriformes, Cisticolidae. Gene Ontology annotation, biological process: regulation of transcription by RNA polymerase II. The transcript has 2 exons. Bases 160 to 900 code for a protein of 246 amino acids. The record is from RefSeq and is a predicted model, not a curated record.